GCCCGGCGCGGCCCGGGCGGGGAGCGGAGCUAGGCAGGAGGCGGCCCGGGAUGGCCAGGAUGAACGUGGCCCUCCAGGAGCUCGGACACGCCAUGCCCAACUACAAGCGUGCCACGCUGCAGGAUGAGGAGGGGCCGGAACCAGCAGGGGAUGGCAGCGCCUCUCCAGACAGCGUGGAGGUGGGGUUUCGGAAGGGGCCGGGGACGCUGCUGAGCCGCCUGGCCUCGCGCAGCCAGCUGGAGCUGGUGCUCUGCGCCAUCGCCGUUUCCCUGGCCCUGCUGCUGAGCGUCGCUGUCAUCACCCUGGCCAUUCAGUACCAGAGAGAUCCCUCUCACAGCACGUGCCUGACGGCUGCCUGCGUCCGGGUGGCCAGCAAGAUCCUGGAGGCCCUGGAUACAGAGAUGGACCCAUGCCAGGACUUCUACCAGUACUCAUGUGGGGGCUGGAUCAAGAGGAACCCACUGCCCAAUGGGCGCUCCAAAUGGAGCACCUUCAACAGCAUCUGGGACCAGAACCAGGCCAUCAUGAAGCAUCUCCUAGAGAAUGCCACCUUCAACUCCAGCAGCGAGGCAGAGCGGAAGACACAGCGGUACUACCUGUCCUGUCUCAAAGAACAGAGAAUAGAGGAACUGGGCUCCCAGCCCCUCAUGGAGCUCAUUGACAAGAUUGGGGGAUGGAACAUCACUGGCUCCUGGAACCAAACCAGCUUCAUGGAGGUACUCAAGAGCGUGUCAGGCACGUACCGUGCAACCCCCUUCUUCACAGUGUAUGUGGGUGCAGACUCCAAGAGCUCCAACAGCAACAUCAUCCAGGUGGACCAGUCAGGCCUUUUCCUCCCAUCCCGGGAUUACUAUCUGAACAAGACCGCCAAUGAGAGGGUUCUGGCAGCUUACCUGGACUACAUGGUGGAGCUGGGCACGCUGCUGGGGGGCACCCCAGGGCCCACCCGCCUCCAGAUGCAGCAGGUGCUGGACUUCGAAACCCAGCUGGCCAACAUCACCGUGCCCCAGGCUGAGCGGAGGGAUGAUGAGAAGAUCUACCACAAGAUGAACAUUGCCGAGCUGCAGGUGCUGGCCCCUGCCAUUGACUGGCUGGAUUAUCUGUCUUAUUCCCUGGCCCCACUGGAGCUGGCAGACACGGAGCCCGUGGUGGUGUAUGGGGACACCUACCUCCAGCAGGUCUCUGACCUCAUCAAUGACACUGACAGGAGCAUCCUGAACAACUACCUGAUCUGGAACUUGGUGCAGAAAACGGUCUCCAGCCUGGAUCAGCGCUUUGAGACAGCCCAGGAGAGGCUGCUGGAGACACUCUAUGGCACCAGGAAGUCCUGCACACCCCGCUGGCAAACCUGCAUCUCCAACACGGAUGACACACUGGGCUUUGCUCUGGGCUCCCUUUUCGUCAAAGCCACCUUUGACCGGGACAGCAAGGCCAUCGCUGAGGAGAUGAUUAGCGAGAUCCGGGCAGCCUUCGAGGUGUCUCUGGAGCAGCUGGACUGGAUGGAUGAGAAGACCAGGCAGGCUGCAAAGGAGAAGGCAGAUGCCAUCUAUGACAUGAUUGGCUUCCCUGACUUCAUUCUGGACAACAAGGAGCUGGAUGAUGUUUACGAUGGGUACGAGGUCUCUGAAGACUCCUUCUUCCAGAACAUGCUCAACUUCUACAAUUUCUCUGCCAAAGUGAUGGCUGACCAGCUCCGGAAACCCCCCAACCGCGACCAAUGGAGCAUGACACCGCAGACCGUCAAUGCCUACUACCUGCCCACCAAGAAUGGGAUCGUCUUCCCUGCCGGCAUCCUGCAGGCCCCCUUCUAUGCCCGCAACCACCCCAAAGCCCUUAAUUUUGGUGGCAUCGGCGUGGUGAUGGGGCAUGAACUGACCCACGCGUUCGACGACCAAGGACGAGAGUACGACAAGGAGGGAAACCUGCGGCCGUGGUGGCAGAACUCCUCCCUGGAGGCCUUCAAGAACCGGACGGCGUGCAUGACCGAGCAGUACGGCCGCUACACUGUCCACAGCGAGAAGGUCAACGGGCGGCAGACGCUGGGCGAGAACAUCGCUGACAACGGCGGGCUCAAGGCAGCCUACAACGCAUACAAGUCCUGGCUGCAGAAGAACGGGGAGGAGAAGCGUCUGCCAGCCCUGGGACUCACCAACCACCAGCUUUUUUUCGUGGGCUUUGCACAGGUGUGGUGCUCCGUCCGGACACCCGAGAGCUCCCAUGAAGGGCUGGUGACCGACCCCCACAGCCCCGACAAGUACCGUGUCAUCGGCACCCUCAGCAACUCCCGGGACUUUGUCGAACAUUUCGGCUGCCCCCUGGGCUCCCCCAUGAACCCCGGCAAGCACUGUGAGGUGUGGUAGGGAGGGGGAGGGUGCUGUGGACAGAGGGGACAAUGCCAUGCUGUGCCCCCGCCCCCAGCCCUCGCUGGCUGCUAGAGCUCGCUACGGGCAGAGAGCGGAGGUCACGCUCUGUCGCGGUUCCCCUCCUGUGCACAAACCGCAGACCCCACCUCUGCCCCCUCCCCGGCACACACGGCCCCACACCAGGCACCCACCGCAGUCCCAUCCGCAGCCUGGGGCUGGACACGACCGGCAGAGAGGCUGUAGCACCCCCAAAACGCAACUCUGCCCCCAACCCUGAUGUGCUUGAGUCGGGCACAGCUCAGCGUCUCCCUGCACUGCAUCCCCCCCUCGCAGGUGGGCAGGUCAGAGGGGUCCCAGGGAAAGCACUAGAGCCAAGAUACCCCCGCUCCUGCCCCGCAGCCUGCCAGAAAUGGAGACUAGGGGCCACCCGGCUCCGCACUUCCCUUGUCCCCUCCCGAUCCAGCUUGGCUUCCCCAUCCACCUCUGCUGGGACCAGCGGGCGGCAGCGGGGACUCUGGUGCCUUCAGGUGUGGGUGGCUGUCGCCGAGUUUAUGUAACGAAUAAAAGCAGUUUCCACUUA
This is a messenger RNA of Pseudopipra pipra, 2943 nucleotides long. It is a transcript of the gene ECE2, whose product is annotated as endothelin converting enzyme 2. Gene Ontology annotation, molecular function: metalloendopeptidase activity. The record is from RefSeq and is a predicted model, not a curated record. Bases 51 to 2360 code for a protein of 769 amino acids. Gene Ontology annotation, cellular component: plasma membrane. Lineage: Eukaryota; Metazoa; Chordata; Aves; Passeriformes; Pipridae. The transcript is spliced from 19 exons. Gene Ontology annotation, biological process: protein processing.